Molecule: messenger RNA, 606 nt
Organism: Symbiodinium natans
Lineage: Eukaryota; Dinophyceae; Suessiales; Symbiodiniaceae
Source: the annotation of a GenBank genome assembly
GACCUAGAACAUGCAUUACACCGCUGGCUGGCUGGACAAGUGCCGGAUCACUACAUCGUCCAAGUUUUCGGCCCUCGCAUGUUGCAGAAGUGGCAGGCAUUGCUUGUUAGCAUAGUGGAGGAAAGCGACGUUCCGGCCAUCCCCGAUGAGAGUCCACCACAACCUCGACCGUGGACAACCAACAUGCACCCGGCCCGCUACAUCGACGGCAUCGCCACACAGGAAGAAGGACUCAGCUUGUCAAUCAACCGCUUCCGACAGCAAACCAUGCGCGCAAAACUUCUGCACCAAUCCAGACUACGACCGUUGGAGAUGGAGUACCAGCAGAGCAUGGGCACAAAUCAUUUGACAGACGAUGAAAUUCUACCUGGCCAACAGGCCCGCCACGACGCGAAUGUGAACACCGUUCCGAGCACCAUUACCCCGGCCUCCACCAUGCAGUUCCACUUGAUCGCCGAGUACCUGAUGAUGGUGGAGAUCCUCGACAUCACGAUCGAUCCAGAUCCCCACUCCGCAACCCAGGAGUGCACACGCGUGGAACAAUGGUUACAUCACAACAUCAUGAUCACGGGCAUCUCCUUCCAGUUCUACCAGUCGAUCAACUAG